This is a messenger RNA of Onthophagus taurus, 2185 nucleotides long. Its product is annotated as SET and MYND domain-containing protein 4-like. Gene Ontology annotation, molecular function: histone deacetylase binding. Gene Ontology annotation, cellular component: cytoplasm; nucleus. The record is from RefSeq and is a predicted model, not a curated record. Lineage: Eukaryota; Metazoa; Arthropoda; Insecta; Coleoptera; Scarabaeidae.
UCUUAACAUUAUUAAAUAAUAACCAUGCAAGGUACAGAAGAAGAAAAUAUAGAAUCUGUUUUUAAAGAAUAUCCAUCCAUUAUUCUUGGGGAAAAUGAAUUUAAAGCUUUUCAGUCAUUUUAUUCUGGAAAUUUAAACCCUAUAACAACUUGGUUAAAAACGAGAUUUCUAUCUCCAAAAUAUGCAAAGAACACAAAAAAAUCUCAAAAAUACAGGAGUGGAGGCAAUGGUUGCUUCUCAAAAAAUAAAUUUGAGGAAGCUUUAAAAAAUUUUACUUUAGCUCUGAAUUAUGCUGAAUUUAAUACUGAUGAGUAUUCUUUAGCAUUAGCUAAUCGAUCAGCUACUUAUUUUUAUUUAAAAGAUUAUCAAUCUUGUGUUAAAGAUAUAAACAAUUGUUUAAACUCUAAUUAUCCUUUAAAAUUUCAUCCCAAAGUUUUUAUUAGGAAAGCUGAAGCUUUAGAAAAAUUAAAAUGUUUAAAUGAAGACUUUUUAAAUGUUGUAAAAAAAGUUAUUUCAGAGUCAGAUAUGAAAAGUGAAGAAAAAGAAUCUAGAAUUGUAAAAUUAAACCAUCUUAAUAUUGAUUGUAAUAACCAAGAUUUUACUGAGUGCAAAAAUGAAAUCAGUGAAAAGAUGGAUUUUGAGGAAAAUCCCAAUUUUGCUUAUGCCUCUACAGCUAUUGAACUUAGUUAUGAUAAUAAAAGAGGUCGUCAUGUUAUAGCAACUAGAAAUAUUCAAGAAGGAGAAAAUUUGUUUAUAGAAAAAGCUUUCUUUUUUGCUCCAAUAUUCAAAGAAACUGAUUUAUUAACUCCAAAUAAAUGUCAUCAUUGCUUAAAUGAUAUAAUUGCCUCUAUACCAUGUAAAAAGUGUACUUUAUUAAUGUACUGUGAUGAAAAUUGUCGGGACGAAUCUUGGAAUGAAUUUCAUAAAUGGGAAUGUGCGGGGAUGACUGCUGGUAUUUGGUAUGAUUUAGGAGUUGCUUAUCCAGCUUUUCGAGGGGUUGUUAAAGCACUGGAAGCAAACUUACCAAAAUUGGAAAGUUCUUAUGAGUCAAUGGUUGAAAAUUUUGGUAAUAAAGAAAAUAAUUACGAAUAUUUUAAUAAACUUUUGACUAAUAUUGAACAUUUGGAAAGUAUUACACAAAUUUUAGUGCUUUCAAGCGUUGUCAUUAAUUACUUAGAAAAGGAGACUGAAUUUUUUUCUUACGCAAAACAAAAAAUGAAUUCAAUAUCCCUCGAAGAUCUUAAAACAAAAUGUGGCGGAUUACUCUUAAGACACAUUUUACAACUAUCAGGGAAUGCUAGUCUUAUACAACAUUGGAUUAAAAAUGAAGAUAGAAUUCCUAGUGAAUACAAUCAAAUCGCGUGUGGAAUUUACCCGGCAGUUAGCAUGAUGAAUCAUUCUUGUAAUCCAAAUAUAACUAUGUUUUACAAGAAAUCGACUGUAAUUGUAAAAGCAUUAAAUAAUAUCAAACAAGGCGAAGAAAUUUAUAAUUGUUAUGCUUUUCAAUACCGCGCCGUUGAUUUUGAAAGUAGACAAGAUAUUUUAAAGACUAUUUAUCACUUUGAUUGUAAAUGCGAAGUUUGUAGUAAUUCAAAUUAUGAAAUUGAUUUUAUGGAAAGUUUUUUAUGUCCAAAAUGUUCCGGUCCACUGGCUGAUAUCUCAGGAAUUUGUUUAAAAUGUAAAAAACCGGCUCUAUUAGAAUAUUUUAAAAAUUUGGAAUUAGAAGCAAAUGCAUUAAUAGAAAAGAAACCGUUAAAUAUUGAUGAUCUUAAGAAAUGCUAUAAAAUUCGAAGUAGUAUUUAUGUUAAAAAUCAUCGCAAAAUUUCUGAAUGUUUAGAUAUGAUUGCAGAACAAUACAAAAAAGAAGGAAAUUUAGUAAAAAUGUUAGAAUAUUUUAACAAAUCUCAAGAUUUAAAGCAAGCCAGUUUAGGAUCAAAUUCAAGACUUUUGGUUAUCGAAACGGUAAAAAUUAUAUCCGACAUUAUUGAUGAAUUAAAGAGAAAUUCAAAUGUUUCUGAUAAAAAGGAAAUUUUAAAAAUGAUUAAGAAAAUGUAUUUUAUAGCUUAUAACACUUUAUUACUAUAUUAUCCUACAGAUUGUUUAGAAUUAAGUGAUAUUCAAGAGUUUAUUAAAGAAAAUGACGAAUAAAUUAUUCGUUUUGCACUUUUAAACUAAUUAGAUCAAA